AGAGAGAGGAGAAGGCAAGCUCACCAUUGAAGAAGGAUGGAGCUUAAUUUACUCCACUUGUUCAUCAUCUCCAUAGCUCUCAUCCUCAUCACCAAACGGUAUCUCCAAAUCCACUUUUCCAAACCCCUGGCUCUCCCCAUCCUCGGCCACCUUCACCUUCUCCAAUCCCCCAUCCACCAAUCCCUCACCAAGCUCUCCCAAAACCACGGCCAUGUCCUUCACCUUCUCUUCGGCUCCCGCCCAGUCCUCCUCAUCUCCUCCCCCUCCGCAACCAAACAAUGUUUCACCAACAACGACACCAUCUUCGCCAACCGCCCUCUCAUGCUCGCCGGCAAGCACUUUGGCUAUAACCACACCGCCGUUGUAUUCUCCCCUUACAACCAACGAUGGAGAGAACUCCGACGUUUCAUGGCUCUUCAUGCUCUAUCUCCUUCUCGUUUCCCAUCCUUCUCCUCCGACCUCCACUCUCUUAUCCUCAAACUGUACUCCGGCGCCGGUGAGGGGUGCAAAUACUUUAAGAAAGUGGAAGUCAGGGAUAUACUGUUUGAGUUGAUGAUGAAUGUGAUAUCAGGGUUAAUAGCUGAAAAGAAGUAUAAUGGAGAGGGAUGUGGAGUUCCAGAGGAAGGGAGGAAGUUUAGAAAGGUGGUGGAGGAGGCGUUCUUGUUGAGUGGGGCUUCAACGAUGGCGGACUUCAUCCCUGUUGUGAGGUGGAUGGGAAUUGGUGGAGCUGAGAAAAGGAUGAAGAAAGUGGGGAAGGAGUUGGAUGAGUUUUAUCAAAAGAUUAUAGAGGAUAGGAGAAGAGUGGGAAGGUGGAAAGAGUAUGCUGAUGGUGGUGAUCAAGAGAAGAAGAGUAAUAUUAUUGAUGUCAUGCUUGCCAUGCAAGAGAAAGACAAGGAUAAUUACUCUGAUGUUGCCAUCAAAGGAGUGAUGACGUCAAUGCUAGCAGCUGGGACUGAGACAACAGCAGGGACAAUGGAGUGGACAAUGGCCCUUCUUCUCAACCAUCCAAAUGCACUAAAGAAAGCCAAAGCUGAGAUCAAAGAACAAGUAGGACACAAUCAUUUGAUUAAUGACUCAGAUAUCUCUAAGCUUCACUACCUCAACAAUGUUAUCAAAGAAACCCUAAGACUUUUCCCAGCAGGACCUUUACUAGUCCCACAUGAAUCAUCAGAGGAUUGCACUGUAUCAGGGGUACACAUUCCAAAAGGAACCAUGCUCUUAGUCAAUAUUUAUGCCAUGCAAAGAGGCAAUCAACUUUGGGACAAUCCGUUGGAGUUCAAGCCUGAAAGAUUUGACAGUGAUGAACUUGUUCAUGGAGAUGAAGGUUAUAAGUACAUACCAUUUGGAAUUGGGAGAAGGAGGUGUCCUGGAGAAAGCUUGGCUUGGAAAGUCAUGUUAUUGACUCUUGGUGCUUUGAUUCAGUGCUUUGAGUGGGAGAGAGUGGGAAAAGAGUUGGUGGAUUUGAGUGAAGGCACGGGAAUUACCAUCCCCAUGGCUAAACCGUUGCAAGCAAUGUAUAAGCCUUGCAUCGACAUGCAUGCUGUUCUUUCUCAACUCUAAUUCUUAAUAUAUAUAUAUAUAUUUGUAUAUGUAUAUUUAUAUGCAUAUUUAUAUUAUUAGUGCAUGCCUUUGUAGUUUGUACUAUGUUUGCAUGUAAAGGAUUUUAUGAUGUCACAUCUAGUU
Dioscorea cayenensis subsp. rotundata (Guinea yam) is the source of this 1683-nucleotide messenger RNA. Its product is annotated as cytochrome P450 81Q32-like. The transcript has 3 exons. The coding region runs from base 37 to 1560 and encodes 507 amino acids. Gene Ontology annotation, molecular function: monooxygenase activity; heme binding; iron ion binding. NCBI's taxonomy places the organism in Eukaryota, Viridiplantae, Streptophyta, Magnoliopsida, Dioscoreales, Dioscoreaceae. The record is from RefSeq and is a predicted model, not a curated record.